UUUCUGCCUCCCAUUUAGUGUUGCGACCUCCAACCACUCUUCUUUUUGCUCUCCUCGCACCAUCAAACUUAAUUACAGUGUCCUACUUCUACUUUCUCAUCCUAGUCUACAAAUUUUAUAUAUAAACAACUGAUUGAAUAUAUCUAUAAGAUUAUAUAUCAAUGGAAUUCCAAGAACUUUUCACAGUGGUAGCAACCACUAUAGGCUUCAUCUCUCUUUGCAAAACCUCCAUCAAUUUUCUCAGAUGGGUUUGGGUCAUGUUUCUGAGACCCCCAAAGAAUCUCAAGGAGUAUGGAUCAUGGGCUCUCAUCACUGGCGCAGCUGAUGGAAUUGGCAGAGCCCUUGCCUUUGAAAUGGCUGCAAAGGGUCUUAACCUAGUGCUGCUUGAUCGAAACGUUUCAAAGCUCGAAGCUACCGCCAACGAAAUACAUGAAAGAUUUGGUGCACGAGUUGAGAUCAAGAAAAUUGUCAUGGACUUGGCCAAGCUCACUGGGGAGGAGAUAGCUAAAGCCAUAGAGGAGGAAAUAAAAGGGCUUGAUGUUGGUGUUUUGGUUAACAAUGCAGGAGUGGCUUACUCUUAUGGAAAAUUUUUUCAUGAGGUUGAUGAUUUGGAGCUGAUGGAUAGCAUUAAGGUGAACAUGGAGGCUGCCACGUGGAUUACUUGGGUAGUGCUUCCAAGUAUGCUCAAGAAGAAGAAGGGAGCUAUUGUCAAUAUUGGCUCUGGCUCUGGUUCCUCUGCCAUCCCUUCUUUUCCUCUCUACACUAAUUAUGCUGCUUCCAAAGCGUACCUUUCAAUGUUCUCAAGAAGCAUUAGUUUGGAAUACAAGCAGCAUGGAAUUGACAUUCAGUGCCAGAUUCCUAUGUUCGUGUCGACAAGGUUGUCCAGGACCAAGGCAUAUCCCUUGUUCGUCCCAACGCCAGAGACGUAUAGCAAAGCAAGCAUGCGAUGGAUUGGUUAUGAGCAUCAAUGUUCGCCCUACUGGGGCCAUUCUGUGCAGUGCCUUGUAACACAUCCAUUGCCGGACUUCGUAUUGAGUGCAUUCAUUUUUUGGUACUCUCUUAGGAUCAGAAAGAGAGGCCAAUUGAAAAACUUGCACAAGAAAAAUAUGGCACCAUGAAAAUUCCUGUUGUAUGGGUAAUAUGUCAA
This is a messenger RNA of Prunus avium (sweet cherry), 1147 nucleotides long. RefSeq names its product very-long-chain 3-oxoacyl-CoA reductase 1. NCBI's taxonomy places the organism in Eukaryota, Viridiplantae, Streptophyta, Magnoliopsida, Rosales, Rosaceae. Gene Ontology annotation, molecular function: ketoreductase activity. The record is from RefSeq and is a predicted model, not a curated record. Gene Ontology annotation, cellular component: endoplasmic reticulum.